AUGUCUUCGAAUAAGCAGGAGCCGCUGGAGGAUCUGCUUCGAAUUGGGCGCGACCUGCUCAAGACCAAGUCAGCCGAACAUCAUCAGCAUGUGCAGGCCAAGCUGCAAGACAAUCUCGAGUUGGUGCGCCAACGUGACCGCCUUCUUUAUGGGAAGCGCCUGCGCAUGCGCGCCAGCGGUGUCGACCUAAAAAUCGCCAAGACCCCGCCCCCGUCAUUCUCGGGCUCUGUCCGCAGUCGCGAGAGCCAUGCUCAGAGCUUGUUAACGGGGCAGGCUGAUAGCGUGCCUCUACUGCUCAUGACCAAGCAAACGGUCUUGCCGCGCUACUGUGCCUGGACGCCGAUUCGGCGCAACCUUAUGAUUGAAGACGACCGCAUCCUCAGCCACAUUCCUUACGUGGGUGACGAGGAGACCGAUCAGUUUCUCAACGCCCUCUACGAAGCCUACGAUGAUAACCUAGUGGAUGGGCGCAAGGAGGAUUGUCCCGCCGUGAUCAAUGAUGUUCUCAUGACGACCCUUCAGCAUUGGAGCGCCGUUCAUCGCAAUGGAGCUGCGAUGCCUCCUUCAGCCAAGGCAGCGCGGGUCUUGGGCCACCUUGUUGGGCGCUCGGGCGAGGAAAUCAAGGAGCGCGUGCUCCAGAUCAUGGACAACUGCGCGCUUUCACCCACGGGCCAGCGCGCCGAGUUUGGCAUGGCACCGGAUGCAGAUACGCCCAACCUGAGUGUCACGGCAGCGGAGCUGGUGGAUUCUUACCGCAAUCUCUUUUGCCGGCGUUGUUACACCUAUGAUUGCCGCCAACACACGGACACAGAGCUCGAGUUUGAGCCGGGCUUGAGCCCGGACGCUCCCACUACGCCUUGCCGGCGCGAACCUUGUGGUGAUCAUUGCUACAAGCAUUUCUUCCGGUCGCUGACUGAGCACAAUGAUCCAGCUCAGCUUGCUCUGGCAGAAAGAACCGCUUUUUGUCACAAAUUAGCGCAAAGCCAUGUGCUGGAGAAAGCCUCGGCUUGGCGGCCACCCCCGGUCUGCUCUUUUGGUUCAGAAAUGAAGGCGGUCCAUGUCCCCUCCAAAGCAACGUCUAGUUUCAUGGAGAGUCUCAAGCAAUGUCGAGCUUGCCAGCGACAGCAAAUUGCUGAUGGGUUCGAAUGUGGCUGUUGCCAGGCGCGUAUCCGCGGCAAACUGCUGCAGGAGGCGGCGCCGGACCUUCAUGGCUUGGCCGAGGACGCUCUGGCACAUGCAUGCCUAGAAAGAAAAGAGUGUAGAGAGCCGGGCUCACCACCAGCGAAGCGGACCAAGUCCAAUACCUCGCUCAAUAUUGACAACUGCCAGGCAUCUACACUCGACAAGUUGCGAGCUCUGCUUCAGCGCGAGAGCAAAGUCUUACAGAACCCGGCGAGCUUGGGGAAGGAGCUGGCCCCAAUCCUUGAGCAGAUUUUGACCUUGCUUCAGCCCAAGAGCCAAGCAUGGACGCAGAGAGACAUGAGUUUGUUCGAGGUUGGGCAGUCGAUAUACGGUUAUGACUAUUGCGAGCUGAGUCGCUAUAUUGGAGGCGGAAAGACUUGCGCACAGGUCUUUUUACUAGCCGCCCACAAAGAUGCCAGUACGGCGCUGCCUGCCAAUUAUGGUACCGAAGCAGGUACUGGGACACCCCAGCACUAUACACCAUGCUACCACCCAGGGCGACCCUGCGACCAGGACUGUCCAUGUGUGCAGAGCCAGAACUUUUGUGAAAAGUACUGUCAAUGUGAUGCCUCUUGUCCUCGACGAUGGCCCGGCUGUUCCUGCCGCGGCGACUGCAUGACGAAUCGCUGCGCAUGCAAAUGCGCCGAUCGGGAGUGUGAUCCUGACCUCUGCACAGUGCGUCUGCUCGGAUGGGGCGUGUUUGCAAAAAACUCUAUCGCCAAGGGCGGUUUCAUCAGCGAGUACCGAGGCGAGGUGCGUUGGGCUGCAUGCUGCAUGCUGUGUGUGUGUGUGUGUGUGUGUGUGUGUGUGUGUGUGUGUGUGUGUGUGUGUGUGUGUGUGUGUGUGUGUGUGUGUGUGUGUGUGUGUGUGUGUGUGUGUGUGUGUGUGUGUGUGUGUGUGUGUGUGUGUGUGUGUGUGUGUGUGUGUGUGUGUGUGUGUGUGUGUGUGUGUGUGUGUGUGUGUAUCAUUUCGCAAGAGGAAGCCGACCGUCGCGGCAAGGUCUACGAUCAACUAAAGUGCUCAUUUCUCUUCAACUUGAACCAAGAGUACGUGGUGGAUGCCACGCGCAAGGGCAACAAGAUUCGCUUCGCCAACCACGCCAAUGACCCGAAUUGCUGUGCGCGUGUGAUGAUGGUUGCGGGCGAGCACCGCAUUGGUAUCUUUGCCGAGCGUGACAUUCCAGCCGGCCGUGAGCUCUUUUUCAAUUAUCGAUACGGUCCCACCGAUGCGCUCAAGUACGUGAGUGUGGAGCGCGACCAAGAGGAGGAGCCGGUCGACUGGCUUGACAUUGAUUGGGUCCAACCCCUCUCCGAUUUUACCGGCGUCACCAUGGCGGUCGGCACGGCCGGAAAGCCGCAGGCGCGGCUGACGGCCACCAUCUUGCGCCAUCCCUUGCUCAAGCGCCGAGUGCAGGUGCGCGGGCAACUGCAUCUCGCUGCUGGCCCGGUCGAUCCAAAAUUGCCGGAAGGGACCGUGCACUACAUCCUGGUGCUGGAUACUUCCGGUUCCAUGGCAGGUCGCCCGAUCAGGGAGAUCAACACCGUGCUGCACGAGUUGCCGAAGCGCCUGGAGGGCAACGCCCGCGUGCACGUCGUGUCCUACAACAGCACGGCCAGUCUGUACCCGGAUGCCCGGCUGGAGGAUAUGGAGCUCCGUGGCAUGGGUCUCACCUCUUUCAUGUCAGCCUUUCAUGGUAUGAUCCGCCUUUUGGAGCAGCUCAAGCCCCAAGCCCAAGACAGCGUGCGCAUCUGCUUCAUGACGGACGGUGAGAACACGCGCGACUCGUACGAUCUAGCCAUGAUCGAGCUGCGAGAAGCGCUGAACGCGCUCAAUGUGCGUGCAUGCGUUGUGGACGUGGUCGCCUUUGGUGUUACCCGGGUUCAUCAGCUGCUCGAGACGCUCCGCGUCAUGGGGCAGCAAGAGGGCGCCUACCUGUAUGCCAAGGGCAGCGAUGGACCGACGAUCCUGCAAGAGAUGAUGACGCUCAUCCUGGACUCGGCGGGCUUUGCUUCACGCUUUGAGAAGCGCAUCUCCAUUGAUUGCCAGCCGCUGGGCCUGUCUGGCCUCACCGUCUCAGCGAUUCAGCAAGAGCAAGCAGAAGCAAGCGGAUCCAACCAGGAGCCGCGUGCACAAGCAAAGCACGAUGGCAGGGAGACCGCGGACGACAACGACGGCAACGACAGCCUUUACGGCUUCUCAUGCUGGGCCUAUGAGCCGAAGCGUGAGGGAUCUGAUGCGGGCUGGGAGGCCAUGUCUCAUCCCGUGGAUGUGAUCCUGCCGGACGGGCUCGAUGACGGGGCGGGCCAGCCGCUGCGGCUGUCUGCAGAGGCCACCAUUCACACACUGACCGAAGCAGAGCGCCUCUACUACGAUAUCCUCCUGGACCAGGUGGACGCAGAGAUUGACCGCCUGUGUUCCAUCAAGGGUCAAGCCUUGGAACUAGACCAGCGGCGCGACGUCGAGGCCCUUCAACACAAGCUCAACGUUUGCGGCCGCGUGUAUUCACGCCACGACUUGGGUCGCGUUCACCGCGCGGAGCUCCUGACGCGCCGCAUGGAGGUGCAGAGUCGCUUGGAUGAGCUGCAUCAACUGAUCAUGUCUGCGGCGCGUGCUGCCAACUCGGACGAGGUCUUGUCGCAAAUGUCCAACCUGCGCUUUGCGGGCAAGCUCAAGGCUCGGCGUCAACGCGUCCUGGCUCGUCGUGUGGCUGACAAUAGUAGCGAACAAGACUUGACGGCUCAAUUGCAGCAGCUGUAUGUGCGUCUGCCCGCCAAAUUGGAUUUGGACCCGGCCAUGGACAAGUACUUUAGCUGCCUCAUGAGCCAGGCCACCCUGAGUGAGAUUUUAAACGACACCGCGGAUAAUGUCCUGGGGUUUGGCUUGUCCAUUCGCCGUCCGGAGGCCAUGAUCGAUGCGCCGUCGCUGGUUCACGUGGAUGAGAUCAGCCUCACGUUUUUGUCUCGCGAGUCCAUGCUUGAUGCGCUCAAGUACAAACUCUCCAUCGCUGACCAGCUGGCGGCACACGGCGGCUUUGAGAUGCGUUUGAGCACGCCGGCCGCCAUGACGGUUGGCGCAGCUCGCGAGCCCAUCAAUGCGUGGCUGCCCCUCUACAUCCAUCCGCUGCACUGGGAGCGGGCCAAGCUCCUCCUCAAGCCGUCACUGGGCUACUUUUGCUGCUUGGACCCCUUGGCUUUUCACGAGUAUCAGCUGGACGUGCCCUUGGUUGUACUGGCCACCAUGCUGGUGCGUCUUUGCACGCAACCGGUGCAGCGCGGCGCCGAGCUCUUUGUUUCUUUUCGGCGCACCUGCCGCGCCUUGGCUGAGGACUUUGGCACGCUGGCCACUCUGCGCGAGAAGCUCAGUCUUUUUUGUACACAACCUGAGCACCGUUUGAAGCACCACGUUACCAACCCGAUGACGCUGUUGGGUGCUUACUUGAUCUUGGACGCGGACGAGCGCGAGCAUCUCGAGGCAAAUCAUUUCUCGCAAAAGAUGGGUCUCGAGCUCCUACGCCGAGGCCUCCACGCCGCCUACGAGGCGGCGGGUCCGGGUACCCUGACAGACAUGGCUGCACGCUUGGUGCUGGGCCAUAAGGAUCAACAUUUCUUGUCGACAGAGGAUGAUGCCGUCGCGCAGCUGGUGACCCUGAUGAGCCAGACCUCAGCUCAUGACGACGACGACGAUCAGGCGGACGGUGAUAACCAUGGCGACGGCCAAAUGGCAGGGGACCAGGCCUUCAGCGAGGCUGGGCGCCAGGCUGGAGAUGACACGUCAAGCAGUUCUGAUGCGUGUGCAGCCACUUAUCGAUUGGACCAGACGGGUUUCAACGCUGAGGUGGAGGCGCAUCCCCUUGUUCCCAUGACCCUAGACAACGCCACACGCCGCGCGCUGACGGUGGUUGCACAGAGCUGCUACAACGCGGUGCCGGGGCCCAACAUCCAGCAAAAGACCGAUGCGGCGCGUGCUCGCGUCGAGGCCUGGUGGGCAGAGAACCAAGCGCUGGCCCGGGCGAGCCUCGGCAGCGAGGAGAUGCAGGAGCUGCUCGCGCAGCGUGAUUGCUUUUCAGACGUCAAGCUGGAGGCCCUCGCGCGCAUUCUACGUCGCGGUCGCGCCCAUCAAUACCCCCAACCGGCCGACAUUCUUGCCUUCAAGAAUGUGGCCGCGCUUCUGGGUGAUGACGACGACGAUGACGCUGGUGAUGGCAACCAAGCCUCGGGCGUGAGCCAGCUGGAGGUGCAGGCGGUGCGUGUUCGCGCAGCGCUGGAGAACUUGGCCCGUGAAUCAACCUUGCGCGACGAGUUGCAGCUCUGGUCGGGCACCGUGCCGGUCACGGCCCACCAGUUGCGAGGCUUGGCCCUUGGAAUCCUUCAAGUACAUACCAACAAGUCGGCCCGAGCAGCUGUGGCUCGCGAGGGCUACAGGGAUGUGGACGCUGUCGACUACGCCCAGCGGGUGAUUGACGAUCAGCUUUCACGGCUCAACGAGCGCGAGGAAGCCAACCUCGAGCAGCGGUGUCGACAGGCCUGUGUGCCGGCCGUUUUGGGGCACAUGCUGCGAGCGGAGGAUAUGGAUAUAUUUUUAGGCUUGCUGGUAACCCUAUGCUCGGGUCGUGAUCAGGCCUACCGUGAGCUCUGGGCAUUGCUCCUCAGCGAUCGCACCCAGCCCCGUGCGCUGACCGCCAAAGUACGCCUGGUUCUCACCGGCAUGUAUCGUGAUGCGGCCGUCUUUGAUCGAGGCAACCCGAACUUUCCCUCGGGCACUGCUGAUGAACAGCUACGCAAGCGCCUAGGAGAGUAUGACUACCUGGACGUUCGCAAGGCAUGCUUGGCGCGGGUGCGCUAUCAUCAGUAUCGUGAAAGCGGCAUUGCCAAUCGUCACGGCUCGAGCAACGAGCAUCCCCACCUCUACUGGAAGUGUGCUCUGUGCCGGGCCAACAACCAUCCGUUUGCACGCUUGGGUCUGGAGUAGGCCCCUCCUCUGUUUGCCCUUUUCUCGGGCGUGGGGUGCAUGUUAAUCAUUGACCUUUUCCUUCGUGUCUAGCAACCUGAUCUCGCUGUUGUCUCUGUACAUGUCGUCGUGUAGUCGGAUGUAUGCGCAUCUCUUGUCACCAGGUUGUUUGGGUUCGAGUGCUGGGCAGAGCCCAAAUCGGUCGCUCAGUGAAAUUCGGGGUUGGAAGGGGGUUUUUUUUUCUAGUCAAUCUGUGAGUGUCUUGUCGCCGAGAACCUCAAGUUACAUGCUUGCGUUUUCCCUCCUCCUCUCAUCAAUCGACCAACGAAUGGCCAUGGCGCAAAGACGAAAGACACACGCUUGGGUGGAUGCACGAAU
Messenger RNA from Monosiga brevicollis MX1, 6507 nucleotides. RefSeq lists its product as uncharacterized. Gene Ontology annotation, molecular function: protein binding; histone methyltransferase activity. The record is from RefSeq and is a predicted model, not a curated record. NCBI's taxonomy places the organism in Eukaryota, Choanoflagellata, Craspedida, Salpingoecidae. Bases 1 to 6150 code for a protein of 2049 amino acids. The transcript has 24 exons. Gene Ontology annotation, biological process: chromatin remodeling.